This is a messenger RNA of Schistosoma spindalis, 1267 nucleotides long. NCBI's taxonomy places the organism in Eukaryota, Metazoa, Platyhelminthes, Trematoda, Strigeidida, Schistosomatidae. The record is from the annotation of a GenBank genome assembly.
UUUUUUUACUUUUUUUCUGCGGUGGGGGUGGGAAUUAGUGAAUGUAAACUUUUCUUAAAUGAUUACAUCAUCUAAUCAAUCAAUCAAUCAAUCAAUCAAUUAAUCAAUCAAUCAAUAAAAUGAGUAAAAUAAGUAAUAUAAAACAUUUUUAUAAAAGAUUUUAUUUUAUUCAAAUGAUUCUAUAUAUAAUUUUAAUACAUUUAUCCAAUUGUAAUUUAUUGAUAAAAGAAGAGAAAAUUUUACGUAAAUUAGUUAAUUUGAUUCAUUCUACAACAAACGAUUACAAUACAAUAUGUACAAUGAAUUCACAUAAAUUACAAUAUUUAUUAUAUACUACUUAUAAUACUACUACUACUACUACUACUACGAAUUAUAAUGAUAUUCCAUCAUCAUCAUCAUCAUCAUCAUCACAGCAGCAGCAGCAGCAGCAGCAUCAGGAGCAUCGUCAGCAGCAGCAGCAGCAAGAGUAUCAGGAGCAGGAUUAUCUACAAUGAUUAAUUUAAAUGAAACUUUCUAUCCAAUAUUUCAUCAUUUAAUAACACAAAAAUCUUUAACACAAAAUUUCUUAUAUGAUAUCUAUAGAUCUAUACAGAUGAUAAGACAUUUCAAUCGUUGGCAUAGCAACAACAACCAUCGUAAAAACCAAAAUAAUCCUAAUGAUGAAACAAAUCCUUAUACCAGGCAACAAUUAGAAUUAUAUUUAUUUAAUUUAUUACAAUUGAAUCAACCAAUUGAAUUUUAUAAUAUGGAUUUACUAUUAUUAUCAUUAAAUAAUAAUAAUAAUAAUAUUAAUAAUUUAACUAUGAAUUAUUAUCAAAAAUCUUAUUUAAUUGGUAUUGGUUAUUGUUUUAAUGGUAUAUUAAUGGCUUAUGUAAAUAAUUAUACUACUAAUAUUAGUAGUAUAAGUAGUACUGCCAGUAGUAGUAGUCAGAGUAGUAGUAGUAGUAGUACUACUACUACUAGUGAUUCCUUUGAUAGUAAUUCUAUGAAACAUAAUGAUAUAUGUAAUCAAUUUCAAUUGAAUAUACAAUCAUUUCAUAAUAAUCAUAAUGAUACUAUACGUUUCAGUGAUUAUAAUUAUGGUGAAUUUUCAUUAUUUUGGUCACCAAUUCAAUGUGAAUCUAAUUCAAUAAUACCAAUAGUUUUACGGUAUUUUAUUUAUACAAAAGAAAAAAGUUUAUUUUUCGAAUAUGAUUUGAGGGAUUAUACAAUUGAUCAAUGCGCUUUGAAUAUAAAUCGAUGUGGAGCAACAACUCGAGUAAGUUGA